This is a messenger RNA of Trichosurus vulpecula (common brushtail), 1055 nucleotides long. RefSeq names its product protein SGT1 homolog. The transcript has a single exon. Gene Ontology annotation, biological process: protein stabilization. The record is from RefSeq and is a predicted model, not a curated record. The coding region runs from base 5 to 1018 and encodes 337 amino acids. NCBI's taxonomy places the organism in Eukaryota, Metazoa, Chordata, Mammalia, Diprotodontia, Phalangeridae. Gene Ontology annotation, molecular function: protein-folding chaperone binding.
AAGUAUGGCGGCGGCGGGACCUGCAACGGCGUCGGGGUUGUUCCCGCCCCCGUCGGACCGGCAGAUCGAAGAGGAUCCUCAGGCUGCCGCCGAGGCACUGACAAGAGCACUGGAAGAAAAACCAGAUGAUAUAGAAUAUUACUGCCAAAGAGCUUAUGCCCACAUUCUUCUGAAGAAUUACUAUGAAGCUGUUGUAGAUGCAAAGAAGUCUCUUGGACUCAAUCCAAAUAAUUCCAUAGCUCUGCUAAGGAAAGGGAUAGGUGAAUACCAUGAAAAAAACUAUGCUGAGGCUCUAGAGAGUUUCACAGAAGGACAUAAAUUAGAUGAUACAGAUAAUACUUUCAACACCUGGAUUAAAAGGUGUCAAGAAACUAAAAAUAAAGAAGUAUCAGAACCUGGGAUGAUUGUACAACAGCAAACCCAGCAAUCAAAAAUCAAGUAUGACUGGUACCAAACAGAAUCUCAAGUAAUCAUUACACUUAUGAUCAAGAAUGUUCAGAAGAAUAAUAUAAAUGUGGCAUUUUCAGAAAAUGAGUUGUCUGCAGUGGUGAAACUUCCAUCUGGAGAGGACUAUAGUUUAAAGCUUUCACUUAUUCAUCCUAUAGUACCUGAACAGAGCACCUUUAAAAUACUUUCAACAAAGAUUGAAAUAAAAAUGAAAAAGUCAGAGGCCGUAAGAUGGGAGAAGCUGGAGGGACAAAGAGAUGUAUCCAAACCCAAACAAUUCACACCAGAUUCAAAGCACACGUAUCCAUCAUCCUCUCAUUAUACAAGGAAUUGGGACAAAUUAGUUGGUGAGAUCAAGGAAGAAGAAAAGAAUGAAAAGUUAGAAGGAGAUGCAGCUUUAAACAAAUUAUUUCAACAGAUCUAUUCAGAUGGUUCUGAUGAAGUGAAGCGUGCCAUGAACAAGUCAUUUAUGGAGUCUGGAGGCACAGUUCUGAGUACCAACUGGUCUGAUGUAGGUAAAAGGAAAGUUGAUGUUAAUCCUCCUGAUGACAUGGAAUGGAAAAAGUUCUAAAUAAAUCAGUUUGCUAUCAGUGUAUUGAGUAUACUCA